AUAUCAAUAGCUGGAGAUACCGGAAUACGGGUGGGGGACCAAGCGCUGCGAAAUAAUUCUGCGACUUGAAGUUCUCACAUGUUCUGGUUUCUGAAGCAGUAAACAUUUAAUUGAUCCCAGUAACACUCGCAUAAGGAAGAGACAGUGUUCCACUGGUGCGAUGCAGCUGGAAUUGUCUCGAGUGGUGCAGGGAUGUCGUCUGGGGCUUUUGUCUGGACUGGGGAAAACAGGGCAACACUCACUAGAGGUGCCUGGGUGUCUUCUGUACACACGAUGUGCAACUGUGCCCCAUCUGACCCAGGACACUUUACACACUUUGAGUGACCUGCCAGCAGUCACACAAGUGACUGUGGAUAGUUUUGCAGAGCAUCAUGAGGUCCUGGAGGAAUUCAAAGAAGGUGUCAGAAAGUUUGCAGGUCUUCAUGAUACUGUGCUUUUCUGCUCUCUGCAUGAUUCUGCAAACCCCAGCCCUGCUGGUCACAUCACCAACAAGACAGUGUCAGUAUGGGGCAGCGGUGGAAGGAUAGAGCUGACAGCAGCUCGCUUCAUGGCGAUUCAAGCAGCUAUCCAGCCCGACUGCUAUCAGAGCAUGGCAGACGGAGAAACCUGGCAGACUAAUACCUCUCGCAAGAGAGUCCGCAAAGCAGUAGACAGGACUCUGGCCCAUCUGGAUGAGUGUCUGUUAUUGCACCAGAAAAGCCAGGAAUUAAAGCAGGCUGUGAUAUUUGGAGUUGUGGAGGGUGGAGACAUUAUGGAGGAGAGGCUCAGAUCAGCACGAGAGACUGCCAAACGUCCUGUGGGUGGCUUUGUCCUGGACGGAUUUCAUUCUCCCGCCAUGGACCAGGAUGUAAGGAGCCAGUUGAUCAAAGCAACAACUGCAGAGCUUCCCCAAGAAAAGCCAAGGCUGCUGCUGGGGGUCGGCCGUCCCGAUGAGGUGAUCGGCUGUGCUGAAGCAGGAGUCGACCUGUUUGAGAGCUUUUUCCCCUUCCAGGUGACAGAGCGAGGCUGCGUGCUCUCCUUCAACUACACGAUUGAUCCUGACCCUGAGACGGCAGUGUUGGAAUCAAAUGGAGAGACGCCUGCUGUCAAGAAGCUAAACGGAAAUGGAGAUGAAAAUAUGACGCCAUUCGAAAUGAACCUCAAGGAUAAAAGGUAUCAAGAUGAUUUCCGCCCACUUGUGGAGGGCUGUGGCUGUUACUGCUGUAAAAAUCACAUGAGGGCAUAUGUCCAUCAUUUGCUGGUGACCAAUGAGCUGCUUGGUGGCGUUUUACUAAUGCUGCACAACAUGGCACACUACCUCGGCUUCUUCAAAGCACUCCGGGAGGCAAUCGCCAAUGAUCGUCUGCAGAACUUUAAAAAUAGAGUACUCCCUUGCAGAGAAUGAGAUGUAUAUUGAAUGACUGAAGGACAUUUGGGGCAAAAAAACAAACAAAAAGAAUGACCAAAAGAGCUUGUACUUCAAUCUCUGAACUCUGAGCCAUAAGAUAGCUGAUUUCAGAGUAUGUGUGUUUACAUGCAUAUAAUGUUGGAUGUUCUUGCACAUGCCAUAGGCAUUCAAUUGACAGACAUGUAAAAUGUGCUACUGAAGGUGACAUUGCAAACGUUUGAAGAUUUCCAUGGCUCAUCUCAGAGUUAGCAUAUGGAUUUAAAUUGACAGUGUCUUCCACCAAAUAAACAAAUUUAUGUAGAAGGACCAUUAAUAAUGGAGAAAUUACCUUUUUAUAGGAGCAGGCCUUUUGCUCAAAUUCACUCUCUAAAGCCCUCCAGAAUUAUUGCCAGCUGUUUGACUUUGCUCUCUUAAAUUAAAUGUUUAAUAUUGGAAAGUAAUGCAUUUUUUUAUUUCUGUCUUUUGCCAAAUUUAUACAUUUUGAAAUAGAGAUUCUGAUUUAAUGCCUUGUCUUAUGUUCAUCCAAUAUGUUUUUCCAAUCUUCACAUUCAUUUUAAUAAAGUGUUUUUAACUACAUAAUACUCAUAAACUUGCAGUGGAGUGCCUUUAAUCCUUAUAGACGUA
Myxocyprinus asiaticus (Chinese sucker) is the source of this 2011-nucleotide messenger RNA. RefSeq names its product queuine tRNA-ribosyltransferase accessory subunit 2 (gene qtrt2). The coding region runs from base 161 to 1384 and encodes 407 amino acids. Gene Ontology annotation, molecular function: tRNA-guanosine(34) queuine transglycosylase activity. NCBI's taxonomy places the organism in Eukaryota, Metazoa, Chordata, Actinopteri, Cypriniformes, Catostomidae. The record is from RefSeq and is a predicted model, not a curated record. The transcript has 9 exons.